Trematosphaeria pertusa is the source of this 1882-nucleotide messenger RNA. RefSeq lists its product as uncharacterized. Gene Ontology annotation, biological process: mitochondrial respiratory chain complex IV assembly; protein insertion into mitochondrial inner membrane from matrix. The transcript has 3 exons. Gene Ontology annotation, molecular function: membrane insertase activity. The coding region runs from base 10 to 1713 and encodes 567 amino acids. The record is from RefSeq and is a predicted model, not a curated record. Gene Ontology annotation, cellular component: mitochondrial inner membrane. NCBI's taxonomy places the organism in Eukaryota, Fungi, Ascomycota, Dothideomycetes, Pleosporales, Trematosphaeriaceae.
CAUAUCACCAUGCUUCCAAGCAGAGGGCUACGGCCCGCACAAUUCGUUCCUUUAACUUCUCGUCAGUCUCUAACUAUACGCUCCAAUGCGUCGAGAAAGUUUUCCUCGGCUGCACGCAAGGUAGUCGGAUCCGCAUCGUCACGCCGGCCGAACCCACUCCAGUCCGCAAACUGGCGAACCGGCGCCACGGCUUCUCCCAAUGUCCUCCUCAUCGCAUCCACCGUCCGCCACGGCUCGUGGUAUGCGCCCUGGACCUGGAGUCGCUCCAGCACACCGUCCGAUGCCAACCCUGCCACGCCUUCCGAUCUCGCCGCAACGUCCCCUGCUGCUCCCGAGCCUGUCUUUACCACCGAAACGCCGGAGCUUUCCCCCGCUGGCAUAGGCAAGGACCCCGUCGUCGAGAGCACAUCCGUAGCUUCGGAUCCUAAGACAGUGGAAGAGCUCCUCGGUCUUGACCCUGCGCCGCCUGUUCUGGAUACGACGCCGGUGCUCGACCCCGCUAUGACCGUCACAUACUGGGGCCAGCUCAAGGACCUGGGACUCGACUAUGGGUGGGGGCCCUCGUCCUUCUUUGAGAACCUGAUGGAGCUCAGCUACCUCAAUACGGCUUGGGGAUGGGGUGGCUCAGUUAUUCUUUCGGCAGCACUGUUACGCGUCAUAUUGUUCUAUUUCCAACGCCGAGGAUCAGACUCUAUGGCCAAGCUCGCUGCUAUGAAACCCGUCCUGCAGCCUUUGCUAGAACGGAUGGAGGAAGCGAAACGGCAAGGCAACGAUGAGAUGGUUCAAGCGCUCAAACUGCAGCAACAGGGCAUCAUGAAGGAAGUCGGCGCAGAUAUAUUCAAGAAUUUGGGUACGCCAAUUGCUCAGGGAGUGUUUGGAUUCGGCGCCUUCCGAUGCCUCAGAGGCAUGAGCAACCUACCGGUCCCGGGAAUGAGUACCGACGGCUGGCUGUGGUUCACCGACCUCACCAUUCCGGACCCUAUCUACAUUCUCCCAGUGCUGACGGGCGGCCUUAUGUAUGUGAUACUGAAGAUGGGUGGCGAGACGGGUAUGUCUACCGAAGCGAGCAUGUCCAGCCUGCAGAAGCAGAUGCAGAUCGGUAUGCCCAUCGUCAUGACGUUAGUCACUACUUGGCAGCCAGCGGCCGUCCAGGUCUACUUCCUCAUUUCCGCCUCUCUCGGCGGCAUCACUGCGUAUUGCUUAAAGCAACCUGGCUUCAGACGCUUGGUCAGAAUCCGUCCACUACCUACCCCAGAAAGCCACAAACUCUACAGUAAAGUCGUGAAGGGCGAGGUUGAGCUCAGCGCCAUCCGCGGCGCAGAUGGCAAGAUCCGCUACCAAGCUCCCAACGCUGCCCGCACCACCACCUCUUCCUCCGGCAGCGGACCUGCAUCUACUGCGCGCGGAAUCAAUCUUAAAGCCGGUACCGCUUUGCCCCCUCACAUGCGCAAGGCUGCGCCCAAGGUUGACAAGGAGUACCAGGACCGAGACGUCGACUAUGAGGAGGGGAUGCCGAAGGAGGGUGGGGUUGGCAAGAAAUGGGAUUGGAUCAAGCGGAAUUAUAGACCAGGAUUUAUUGCGAAGAGGUUGUCUGGUAUUAUGGAUUCACGAGAUCCGAGUGUGAAGGCGGCGCAGGACAAGAAGGAGAAGGCGAAGCAGAGGGCGAGAGCGUAUGAGCUGGAGAGGAAGAGGAGACUUGAGAAUAGGCGGUAGAACAAGCUUAUGGUCUCUAAGGGGGUGUAUGUAUGAUAAGGGGCUUCGAGUAUCGCGUUAGUAGAGAUGGCCCUACCAGUACCUAAAAGAGCAUUGGAUGGGAGAUGGCAUUGUAGUUAUAUAGACGGUUGGAACUUCUUGUACAAAUACCUACUACUCAGAACACUAC